Molecule: messenger RNA, 2044 nt
Organism: Maniola jurtina (meadow brown)
Lineage: Eukaryota; Metazoa; Arthropoda; Insecta; Lepidoptera; Nymphalidae
Product: CARD- and ANK-domain containing inflammasome adapter protein-like
Exons: 9
Coding region: 127-1995 (622 amino acids)
Biological process (GO): intracellular signal transduction
Molecular function (GO): protein binding
Source: RefSeq, a predicted model, not a curated record
UUAUUUAAAAAUACGAUAAACACACAACCUGCUAAAACUAUAUUUAAGUUAUUAGUGAAUAGUGGCUACACAUUACACACGGUCCAUUAGAAGCACAUUAAAGGAAAUAAAGCUUUAUUAAGGACUAUGGAAAAAUCAUUAGAAGACAAAUUAUAUGAUUCAGUGCUUCAAGAUGAUAUGGAUGCAGUUUUACAUUUAGUAUCUCAAGGUGCAAAUCCAAACAAAAUUACUUGUCAUGGCAAAACAUCUUUGGGAGAGGCUGCUAAAAUUGGCAAUAAGAACAUAUGCAAACUCUUAAUAGAUGCCUGUAGCUCUAUCAAGAAACCAUCAACACAGGGUUGUACCAAGAAGAGGCAUUCAAAGUCGCAUAAAAGGAAAUUAAAAAGCACAGAAUGCGAAGAAACUGUUAUUAAAUGUAAAAAUUUGAGUGAUAGAACUUUCAAAGAGACUCAGUUAGGUGAAAAUGAUUCAUUGCGAGGUCAAAACCCAGAUAAAAAUCAGGGGUAUUUUGUAUUCAUACAUAGUGAAGGUUCCAGCAGUGAUGAAAGCAAGAUUGGUGGCUGCAAGUCUCCAGUUAGCCCUUCAUCCCUUGUUUCAACUCCUCAAGCUGAUUUAGAGUGGGAUGAAGAAAUAGGCAAUGUAGCUCCUACUACAAGUGAAGAUGAAACAUGGUCUUCUAUGUACAAAUGGUAUGCAGCAAUUUUAGAAUGUACUGGUGCUGCAAUUGCAUCUGCUUCUGUUCUAACAAAUGGUAUUGACCAGCAAGAUGCUUUUAUGAGAACAGCACUACAUUACGCAGUGGAGCAAGGACAUUCUGGAAUUGUUAAAUUAAUUCUAGAUGCAGGUUGUAAAAUUGAUGUCACAGCAGGUGAUGGGCUAACAUCCCUUCAUAUAGCUGUUAUGAGGAAUCAUGCUGAGAUAGCAAGGCAGCUGUUGGCAGCAGGCAGCCAAGUCAAUUACAAAACUCAUGAGAAAAUGACACCCUUACAUUUUGCAGCAUCAAGGGGCUUCUUGGAACUGGUAAAAAUUCUAGUCAAUAAUGGAGGUUACUUAGAAGCGCGAGACACGAGUGAGCGGACAGCGUUGUACUUAGCAGCAGGUAGAGGUCACGUGGACGUUGUCAAGUAUCUCAUAUCCGUUGGGGCUAAUGUGAACGGGGAAGAAAUUCAUGGCUAUACACCUUUAUGUGAGGCAGUUUGGCAGCGAUACACCAAAGUUGUGGAGGUUCUUCUAUUAUCGGGAGCUCGAGUGACACACUCGCACAAAUUACUGCACAACGCCAUUAUACAGCGCCAGGAGGAAAUAGUUCGAAUGCUUGCAAACUUAGGCGGUGGUAUAAACUUGCACAAUGAUAACGGUGAUACGCCCUUGCUGCUGUCGGCGAGAUUGUCUCAGCCUACAGUUGCUCGGAUACUUUUGCAGAAAGGAGCCAACGUGAAUUCAUGCAACAGCAUAACAGGCGCCAGCGCUCUGCACAUAGCCGUGGAGAGUAUAGAAUGUCCCAAGGAGUUUGAGGAAUUGCUCGUCUGCUUGAUAGAGUACAAGAUAGAUUUGAACUCUACCGCCCUUACUGGUGAUACAGCACUGAAUAGAGCUUUAUUACUGCAAAAAGAUCUUGCAGCCGUAUUAUUGAUACGACACGGCUGUGACGUGAACGCAUGCGAUUUGCACUCUUGUGGCCUGGACAAUCUCUCUAUCGCAAGUAGAAGACGAUCAAUACGCCUUGCGAGCUUGCUCUUAAAGGCCGGACACCACAUUCCGAUACCUGACCAGAACUCGAUACCCCAGGAAGGCACGACAAAACAUUGGCUAUACCACAUUUGUAAACAACCGCCUAGUCUAUUUGAUAUGUGCAGGAUAAAACUAAGACAAUUCUGCAAGAAGAGACCACUGUUUUCGUACGUGGAUUCUCUACCAUUACCCAAGAGUUUGAAAAGUUUUCUAAUGUUGGAAGAUGAAGGAAAUUCAGAUAUAUAUUGUACGGUUGAUUCGUAAAGUUUUCUUUUACUUAUUCUGUUUUAAAUAAAGAAAGUUCCGAUUUCUA